Molecule: messenger RNA, 4472 nt
Organism: Danio aesculapii
Lineage: Eukaryota; Metazoa; Chordata; Actinopteri; Cypriniformes; Danionidae
Gene: trim23
Product: tripartite motif containing 23
Exons: 11
Coding region: 8-1741 (577 amino acids)
Biological process (GO): intracellular protein transport; vesicle-mediated transport
Cellular component (GO): plasma membrane; cytoplasm; lysosomal membrane
Molecular function (GO): zinc ion binding; GTPase activity; GTP binding
Source: RefSeq, a predicted model, not a curated record
UCCGAGGAUGGCCGCUGCUGUCGGUGUAAAUAAACAGGCGUCGAUGGAUCCGUGUGUGAGACACGGCCGAGGAACUGCCGCUAAUGCGGUGAAGGUAUUGGAGUGUGGUGUGUGUGAGGAUGUCUUUUCACUACAAGGCGAUAAGGUACCACGGCUGCUGUUGUGCGGACACACAGUUUGUCACGACUGCUUGACCCGUCUACCUCUUCACGGCAGGGCAGUUCGCUGCCCAUUCGACAGACAGGUCACUGAGCUGGGAGACUCUGGUGUUUGGGGCCUGAAGAAGAAUUUUGCCUUGUUAGAACUUCUUGAACGGCUACAGAAUGGGGCCACUAAUCAGUCAGGCAUGUCAGAGGAUGCACUUCGUGAGAUGGGAGAGUGCAUAAUCCGCUGUGACGAGGAUGAGACUCACACUGCCUCCAUGUACUGCACUGUUUGUGCCACGCAUCUGUGUGCCGAGUGCUCCCAGCUCACCCACUCCACUCGAACACUGGCAAAGCACCGGCGUGUGCCGCUGGCAGACAAACCCCAUGAGAAGAUGCUUUGCCCGCAGCACCAGGUGCAUGCCAUAGAGUUUGUCUGCCUGGAGGACGGCUGCCAGCCUGGACCGCUCAUGUGCUGCGUCUGCAAGGAGUAUGGGAAGCAUCAAGGGCAUAAGCAGCAUGCUGUACUAGAGGCUGAAGCCAACCAGAUUCGAGCAUCUAUCCUGGAUAUGGCGCACUGCAUUCGCACGUUCACAGAGGAAGUAUCGGAGUACUCCAGGAAACUAGUGGGCAUCGUGCAGCAGAUUGAAGGAGGAGAGCAGAUUGUGGAGGACAGCAUGGGCAUGGCUCACACUGAACAUGUUCCAGGAACUGCAGAAAGCGCCCGGUCUUGCGUGCGUGCCUACUUUGCAGAUCUGCACGAGACACUGUGUCGCCAAGAGGAGAUGGCUCUGAGCGUGGUGGAUGCACACGUCCGAGAAAGGCUGAUCUGGCUUCGCCAGCAGCAAGAGGAUAUGACCAUACUGCUGUCUCAGGUGUCCACAGCCUGCCUGCACUGCGAGAAAACACUGCAGCAGGAUGAUUGCAGAGUGGUUUUGGCGAAACAGGAGAUCAACCGGCUGCUGGAGACGCUGCAGAAACAGCAGCAGCAGUUUACGGAGCUGGCCGAUCACAUUCAGCUGGAUGCAGGCAUCCCUGUUACUUUCACUAAGGACAACCGUGUGCACAUUGGCCCAAAGAUGGAGAUUCGAGUUGUGACUUUGGGUUUAGACGGAGCUGGCAAAACUACUAUUCUCUUCAAACUGAAGCAGGAUGAGUUUAUGCAGCCCAUACCAACCAUAGGUUUUAAUGUAGAAACCGUUGAGUACAAAAACCUGAAAUUCACUAUCUGGGACGUGGGUGGAAAGCAUAAACUGCGCCCACUGUGGAAACACUACUAUCUGAACACACAAGCGGUGGUGUUUGUUAUUGACAGCUGUCACCGAGACCGGCUGAUGGAGUCUCACAGUGAGCUGGCCAAACUGCUGACGGAGAAAGAGCUCAGAGAUGCCCUGCUGCUCAUUUUCGCCAACAAACAGGACGUCCCCGGUGCAGUGUCUGUGGAGGAGAUGACGGAGCUCUUGAGCUUACACAAACUGUGCUGCGGGCGCAGUUGGCACAUCCAGGGCUGUGACGCCCGCAGCGGGAUGGGGCUCCAUGAGGGCCUGGACUGGCUCUCUCGCCAGCUCGUGGCCGCUGGGGUUCUGGAUGUGGCCUGAGGGACUCUUUCACUCAAUAGACUUAAACCUGAAGCCUGUCCAUGUCAUUUGCACAGUCACUCUGCUCAUGUUUACCCACAAUACCAUGCCAUAAUCCAUUAGUAGAUUUGCUACUGUGCUCAUGGCUUAAUGGUGUACAUAAAUAAGAGUGCUUUAAGGGGUUUGCUCACUCCAAAAUGACAAUUGUAGUUUCAGAAACAUUUUAUGAAGAUGGUUUUAAUUGAAUUUGAGAUUUCUGUCUCUCUUGAGUUUUGGGUGAAUAAAAUUUCAACGAAGAGACAGAAAUGGCUUAAAUUUGAUUAAAUAUAUUCGCUUGUGUUCUGAUGGUGAAUGAAAUUCUUACCAGUUUCAAACAAUAUGAUGGUGAAUAAAUAUAACAGCAGAAUUUUCAUUUUGGAGUGAACAAGGCAACAUGCUGCUGGUUGUUAAAUAGGAUAUUUUGACUCUCCACUUUGUGAAAAUGUUUGUUUUUACUAAAGAGAGUCAAAAACCCUAUUUGCAGAUGCUGUCCUUAAAGUUUAAGCUGCAUGAUACAUUUAAAAACAAGUUAACUAAUCAAACUUACUGUCAAUAUCUGGUUAAAGGGAUAGUUUACCCAAAUAUGAACAUUUACUCAUCACUUACCAUUCUUUUUUUCCUGUUAAACACAAAAAAAUUAGUUUGAAGUUGCCAUUGACAUCCAUAGUAAGAAAAACAAGUACUGUGGAAGGCAAUAGCUGUUUUCUAACUUCCUUCAGUCUAUCAUCUUUUGUGUUUAACAGAACUCAAACAGGUUUGGAAGAAGUGGAAUAUGAGGAAAUGACCAUUUUAAUUUUUGGGUAAACUAUUCCUUUAGUGAUGCUCUUCUUUUUGUAGUCAGUUCACUCAUUCUGGUCAUUUAAUAGUUACUAACAAGAUAUUUUAAGCAUAUAUAGUAGAUGUGCAAAUAUUGGUCAUUUUUGUACAGACGCCCUCAUGAAAUCCCUACAGUAUUGCGUGCAAAUGGCACAAGGUCUGAGUAGAUCUAUCAAAUGUUUUAAUCGUAGGCAAAUCCCCUUAGGUACAGAUGAAACUAGGCAUCAGCCUCCAGAUACAUGGUUUCAGCAAUGUGAAGUGCCUGUUGAUGUGUCUGAUUAGCUACUCAAAAACUAGGAAAGGUCAUGUGAUCAAAUCCAUUGCCAUUGUUCAAAGGUUACAUGGGGUGACUUCUCAUAAAACAUGUGUAGGUCCUUUUGGAAGCGUUAAUAAUUUUUUCAUUGUAAACAUUAUUAUAAAGCACAGUUUACUCUCAUAUUUUAUAUUUCCUAAGAAUUAGCUCACCCAAAAAAGAAAUGUUAUUAAAUACUCAAUGUUGUUUUAAUCGCAAGACCUUUGAUAAUGUUCAGAACACAAAUUAAGAUAUUUUAGAUAAAAUCCAGGAGCUCUCUCAUCCGCCAAAAGCAGCAGCAAUCCUGAUAUGCUUAAAGUCCAAAAAAGGGGCCAUAAUUAUUGUCAAAACAUUGCAUGUGACUUCAGUGGUUCAACUAUAUUCAUACAAAGCUCCAAAAACAUUAUUAUACACCCCAAAAAAAUAAAAUAAAUCAGUGAUGUAGGUAACUUGCACCAUGACCUGAGGCAGGGCAAGAGAAGAUAUUAGCAAGUUUAUUAACAAGUCUUUUGCCAAACAAAAUUGUUCUUGGAGCUUCGUAUGUUUACAGUUGACCAUCUGAUGUCAUGUGGAAUGUUUUUGGUUCCUUUUCUGGACUAUUGCUGUCUAUGGAAGAUGAGAGAGCUCCUGGAUUUCAUCUAAAAUAUCUUAACUUUGUUUACGAAGAUGAACGGUCUCACAAUUAGAAAGAUGUGUGUGUGAGCAAUUAAUGAAAUUCAUUUUUUGAGUGAACUAACCCUUUAAUCUAAAAAUCUUAUUAUUAAUGUGGAAUGUAAAAUGUUUAGGCAUUUUAUUAAAACAGUGGAGUGGAGUAAUGAAAAUGGUCACUAAUAAUUCUAUACAUAAUGCUUAUAAAAAUGUAAGUGACAAAAAACAAGCUUCAUUUCAUUUCCAUUAUGCAAAAUAACAUGAUUCAUGUUAUCAUAACAAAUCAUAACAUUGAUUUCAGGGACCUACACAUUUCUUUUGUGAGAUUCACCCAUUAUUUUCGAUGUCCUCAGCUGUUUUUUUUUAUAGCUUUUGUGAAUUUCUUGAGGCUUUAAAUGAGCCUGUAAAUAUUUAUUUGUGGUCUUAAGACUGGUGCAUGGGUGUAGGUGUUUUUUCACUAUGUGUGGAAAGACGGAUGUGUUUGUGGCAAGAAAUGUUACUGAUUAUUUAUAUUUCAAAAGGAGGAUUGUAGUCCUCAUGUAAAAACAGAUGUAGUUUCAUUUCAUCAGCUUAAUAUCUUCAUUUGUUGGAACAAGCCUUUCUCAUCUUAAUAUAAAAAAAAAAAAAUCAGCAGAUGUUGUUACAUUGUAUUAACUCGUUUAUCAAUAUAACGCAAAUGUGGCCGUAUGUAAAUGACAGAUUAGUUUUAGGAACCAUCCUUUGGUUUGAAACGUUGCUCCUCAUUGCUAUGUAAUGUUAACUUACUGCAUUUAGGUGAAAAGCAUGUGUGAAGAUUUCCCCCAUCCCCUGCUGCAGGACCCUCUGAAGUCGUGAAAGAUGUUGUUGUAAAUGUGAGAUCUAGAAGCCUCUCGAGAAGCACAGUGCGCACCCAUUUGUUGACAGCUUUUUGUAUAACCAUUCAUAAUGUUAUGCUAUUAAAAACAGAGCUGAAAAACA